ACAAAAACUUGCCCAUGUAUUUUGCAGCACUGUGAAAUCGUUUAAUUUGUGAUUAUCAGUUUCCGAGUAAUUAACUAUGCAGCGCUUGUUAAAUUUGAAUAGCGAUUCGCGUUUUUCAUCAAAUCAAAUGCGAAUCCGAAUCGCCAUUGCAACACCAACGCCUACAUCCCUCAAUAAGUGGCACAAAGUGGUCCUAAUCACCAAUUUGGAAACCACAUGGUUUCCAGUUAAUGAACCAACUUUAAAAGCGUGUUACCAAUUUGAUGGAGUUUACGAUGCCAACAGCCAGUUAACUAAUGUACAUUUACGACUCAAUCUGCUCAAAUUUAUGCAGAUCGCAAAGGAUCAAUAUCAGCUGUCAGACGACGAUGCCUUGGAGCUACUGGCAUUUUUUAAAACCAACAUUUCAGAGGCAUGUUACCACUUAGAUGGCAACAACGCUAAUGGUAAUCUGCCACUUCGUCUAGAAAUUGAUAAACCAUGGCGGCUGCAGUCGAAACCGAUAUGCAAAUUGCCCGGCGUUGAACUGUUAUCAGACGUUACUUAUCUGACGAUGGGGGGUGAUGUUUUCCUUACUCAGCCGAAUCUACUGUUAAAUGUUUUGCCACGAGUGCCAAUCGUAAGGAGUUUUUCCGGCCGAAGAGAUGACCGUGACAUUUGCCAAUUUUGGACCCAACUGAUGCAUCAUCUUCAGCUAUACAUGGCUCCGCUCGUCCUGGCCAGCAGACCCUGGCCAAAAAAUAAAUCUGACGAUGCUUGGAUGCUUGGACUUUUGCAGACCGAUCCAUCCUAUAUUUGACAUAACAUUAAAUUAUGUAAUAAUUUCUUCAUUUAAUAUUUUCUCACAAAUAAAAGUUAAAUUUUAUACCAACUUUAUUCCUGUAACUUGCAUAAGGCAAUUUUCCUGCGAAAAUUUU
This is a messenger RNA of Drosophila albomicans, 917 nucleotides long. RefSeq lists its product as uncharacterized. The transcript has 2 exons. NCBI's taxonomy places the organism in Eukaryota, Metazoa, Arthropoda, Insecta, Diptera, Drosophilidae. Bases 77 to 799 code for a protein of 240 amino acids. The record is from RefSeq and is a predicted model, not a curated record.